Molecule: messenger RNA, 848 nt
Organism: Anopheles moucheti
Lineage: Eukaryota; Metazoa; Arthropoda; Insecta; Diptera; Culicidae
Gene: ND-23
Product: NADH-ubiquinone oxidoreductase subunit 8
Exons: 2
Coding region: 103-756 (217 amino acids)
Biological process (GO): mitochondrial electron transport, NADH to ubiquinone; mitochondrial respiratory chain complex I assembly
Cellular component (GO): membrane
Molecular function (GO): 4 iron, 4 sulfur cluster binding; NADH dehydrogenase activity
Source: RefSeq, a predicted model, not a curated record
CAAAAUCCUGUCGAUAGCAAAAGCAAACCCUGAAAAGUUUUGCAAUAGUUUGCAAUUAGCAAAACUGUUCAAUUUCAACCACGAAUUGCGAAGAAAGCAAUAAUGUCGGCCGUUAAAAUCUUUUCCCUGGCAAAGCAGAGCAGCCGAUUGAUUCGCCCGUCUUCGUUUUCGGCUGCCGCCAGGUGCUACAGUUCGCAGCCAAAGCCUGCUGCAAUUAAACCAGAAGAGUACUAUUAUGUGAACAAUAAGGAACAGAGCAUGGAUAUGAACGACAUUACCGAUCGGGCGGCACAAACGAUCUUCUGGACCGAACUGUUUCGUGGCGCUGCUGUUACCCUUGGGCACAUCUUCAAGGAACCGGCAACCAUCAAUUAUCCGUUCGAAAAGGGUCCUCUGAGCCCGCGUUUCCGCGGUGAGCAUGCCCUUCGUCGCUAUCCGAGCGGAGAGGAACGUUGCAUUGCGUGCAAACUGUGCGAAGCCAUCUGUCCGGCCCAGGCGAUCACCAUCGAGGCGGAGGAACGUGCUGAUGGUAGCCGACGUACGACUCGUUACGAUAUUGACAUGACCAAGUGCAUAUACUGUGGCUUCUGUCAGGAAGCUUGCCCGGUCGAUGCCAUCGUCGAAGGACCGAACUUUGAAUUCUCGACCGAAACCCACGAGGAGCUGUUGUACAACAAGGAAAAGCUGUUAAGCAAUGGUGAUAAAUGGGAAUCGGAAAUCGCCACCAACAUCAACGCUGAUUACUUGUACCGCUAAAAAGGGAGCGCGCGCAAUACUUUGGGCAGUCCAGACCCGUGGAUAGCAAAUAUGUAUCAUAACAAUUACCACUGAAAAAUAAAGCUUUGAAG